Messenger RNA from Caenorhabditis auriculariae, 6140 nucleotides. The record is from the annotation of a GenBank genome assembly. Lineage: Eukaryota; Metazoa; Nematoda; Chromadorea; Rhabditida; Rhabditidae.
AUGAAUUCCCUCAAAUGCAUUCCUUCUGAUAGUAUUGUAAGUUGAAAACAAAAAAACAAAACUAUAUUCGAGAUCAUCCAGAAUAAUUUCAUUUAUCCAAUAUCCGAAACUAAUGGGCAGAAAUUGCUGAAAGCCUGUCAGAAGAUGAUUCAAGAGGCUGAUAAUGAGCAGGUGGCACUGAAAAGCGGAUAAUUGACAAGAAAAGCAUAUCUUUCAGCUAUUAUCGACCAGCAUGAUGGAGCAACACCAAAGCUCCGACCAAAAUCCUCAACCAUCAGUUUUCUUUACCUAUGCAAACAAUGGAGAUAAUGUAAGUUGUGUAUCUUCUGAAUAUUCAACCGUGGGAAAAACACACAGUAAUGGGAAGAAAAACGAACCUUUCUGCCAAACCAAAGCUAUUUUCAGACGACAAUGUUUUUUGAGAACACAUCCAUGCCAAUCGUCCUCGAGGAACAUAGCGCUCCUACGCCGAUCGAACCGCAAGUGAGUCAUUUUUUUCCGAAAAUCUGUUUCUUUCUCUCUAGAUUUGUCUAUGUGUUGACGCGAAUAUUGAUAUUCUAAUGUUCAGCGCACAAAAUUCAUUUCUAUUUUCUGCGCGUUUCCCAUCAUGAGAAAUGAUAUUGUUACGUAGAGAAUGAGAACAACAUCGUGGUUUUGAAUGUUUUAACAUGCUUUUCCUAAUGGAAUCGAAGGUUUUAAAUGGAUAUGCAUUAGCUUUUUUUUGUGAACAAAAGUCAUUUCGCGUCUCGCUUCCAUAGGCGUGUGGCGGCUCACUGCUAGCUAUGUUGCUCCUGAAUUCUCUGUUGAAGAUGGAAGUUCCUCAACGACGCUACCAACCUUAUCGUCGUCGUAUGAUUGACUUCAAAGUGCAAGAACUCAAAGCUGAGUGCAAAAAAAGGAUGCUGCCCGUUUCCGGUGAGUUUCUUGUGCUUAAAUUUAAAUAAGGGUUAUAAAUUCGGCAUUGCAGGUCCAAAAACGCAAUUGUUGGAGCGCUUGCGCCCAUAUGAAAAUGAGAUCAUGAAUGAUGAAGAGAGGAACAAUCGGAAAAACUCGGCGAGCGACGUGAGCCAAGAAGUUCGCAAUAUCGAAGAGAUCAUCUCCAACUCUCCGCCGUCGCUUUUCAACAUGCAUCAGGAACCGCAAAGAGAAAUUUUCAACACCAACGAGUCUGGAGUCGCUCUUCCCACUGUUCAAGGGUAUGACUUCCAAAGAGUUGGAUGAGAAUUUUCUCAGUCUCGCCACAAAAAUCUUCAAUCACGGUUUUGUCAAUUUUUAAUCACUCAACAUUACGAAUCUUUUCCAUAACCGGUAUAUUGUGUAAAGUAUGAUCGAUUGUUCCAGAUAUACAACUCUGGCAAGCAAUGUUUUCGAAAAAUGGGACGGUAUCCAGCAGGCGCAGCCCGAGCAGCCGGCCCAAUCGAUAAAUUUGACGGCGCAACAGUAUCUGCCGCAAUCUUCUCCCCCAGAAGCGCACAAUCAAUCCAGCAACCUCAUUCUGCAGAUACCAGCGCCGCAGAACGGGCAGCCAGCUCCUCAGAUGGUGCAGGUGCGCUUGUUUUGGAAUGUGAAAAAAAAAACGGAAACACGGUAGUUCUAAGAGCGUAGAAAGAGUUUUCUGAAAAUUUGCUCAAAACCAGCUAUCUUGAUAUUUUGCAAACUUUCAACAAUAAAUAUACGCUUUACUGCGUUUUGCUCAAAUUAUAGUAAUCAAAUCUUUAUCUUUGAAGUUGAUUUUCGAACUCCGCAAAUCCCGGAACGAUUCGCACGCGGCAUUAUUAGAGAGCGGUAAAGCGAAUUGCCAAAGGCGGCUGGAUCUUUUGAUCUCCGCUGAGCAAAAAUAAAUAUUGAGCCAUCCCACCUGCGUCUCUUCUAGAAGCAAUGAAAAGCAAUAUUGGGUAUAAAAACGCGCUUUCAAUAUUUUUUUAUUUUGGCUGAGUACAAGCAUUUAAAAGGAUAGCGUCGUAAGCUGCAAUACACUAUUUGUGAAAUUCUUUCUCUUAUCUAAUUAUCUUCAUAUCUCUUUGCGAAAAGAACAAAGACCUUUUGCUCGCUGGAUAACGUGGAGAGGAAGCUUGGGAUGUCUGUUCAUCAAACAUUGGAUGAUUUCUGCCCCUUAGCGGCAACAGUUGUCCUUGUGAGAAGAAAGGCAAGGAUGUGUUUUCUGCAGGUCGCUCAAAAAAAAUCACGCUCGGAAGUUUUUCAACUUCGAGAUGCAAGAAAUACAACUUGUACCUUGUUUACAAACCAAAAAUUAAAAAAACAUUUUGGAACGGAUUGAAUUAAUUUUUUUCUGAUGAAAAGGAGGCUGUGCGAAACUCUUUUUUUUUUUAAUUUUCUGGAGACACGCGAACGAAUAUUUCACGAUAUUCUCGCGGUUUUUUUAGGUUGAAAAAACUCUUCAAUAAUAACGCUAGUAAAUUAUUUUAUUAUUUUUUUGCUUUUUUUCAACUUUUCAACGUAGUUCCGAGAAUAAUGUUCCUUGUUUUCAAACUCACGUAAAAAAAAAGGAAGUGAGGUGAUUGGAUCACGAAUUCGAUCUUACGAUCUGAGUUGAAGCCCGAGGAGACACUUGCAGUGGAUCGACAAAUGUUUUCCCCACAAGCGCCGCGUUCCGAUGAAACAGUUGUCGCGAACUUGGCAAAAUAAAGUAGAAAAAAUUCUAGUUUGAUCAGCUCAGUGCAAAAUAAUAUUUUCCGGAAAACGUGGAAACUUCCUGAUAAACAAGAGAGAACGUGAAUCGGAUGAGAAAGUGUAUGGUAGAGUGAAGUAUGACAGCAGUAAAAGAGCAACAGCUAAAGUCUCCAAUGAAUCUCAUCUCUUCGAAGCCAAGAUUUUCAAGGACUACGAAUGAUCUUGUCAGAACUCAAAAAUUAAAUUACUCAUCUUAAUUAACAAAUCUCUUGAAUUUUUUUCACCCGACCAAUGAUCUCUUGAGUUUCAACUGUUUUUAAAUAGUAGCAAGUAUUUUUCAAAAAUUUUUGGGGAAAUGCGAAUAAAAAAACGAACUUUAAAGUUUUUUUUGUUUUUCUUAUAACUUGUCACAAUUUCAACAUUUUUUUUAAAUGUCAUCGCAAAAAAAUUUUUUUGAGGUGCUCGAUGCUAAUGGUACGGUUCUUGGAAUGGCUUCGGUUCAAUAUCCGGUCAUGACAACUUUUCAAGAAAACCAGUCAAGUAUCAUACACCCAUCCGUUUUUCUCAAGUAUGUGGAUCAGUUAUUUCGCAUAAAUAUCUUCGAAUUACAGCCAACAAGAAAAUACUUCGGUUUUUAAUGAGGUUAACACACACCAAGGACGGGUGCAGCCUGGCCAAAUCAUUCAGAAAAACGAUAAAACUUACCAGUUUUCUCAAAUGGGUUCUGGAGGACAGGUGUGCGGCAAUUCAAACCAUCGUUAUUUUCUUUUUCAGUUUACAAUGGCGCCAAGCGAGCACACUCGUCACGAAAUAAUUUCAAGUGUUCAUUCCGCUGUGCAGACUUUACAUUGUGGUACGAUUUUGCAAAAAAAAAUUGAUUUAUUGGCUGCCAACAGGUCCUCCAAAGACAACGGCAACUGUGUCGAGCACCGGGCCACUGCUCCUUCACAAACGUUUGUUGAAAAAGAAAGAAAAGAGAAGGAAGUAAAUCGAUAUUUAGCGAUGCAACAAGGGAGCGUUCAAAUCAAUCAAGCGGUUGUGCAGCAGCCAGUUCAGUGUCAGCUUCUUGUUCAGGAAAAAACGGUACAAGGAGGCUGCUUAAAAAAAUGAAAGUUUUUAAAAUUAUAGAACGAAAGUCAAUCGAAAAAUGUGCAUCAUGUAAUGCUCUCUCAGAUGGGCAGUAUCGCGCAACAAUCCGCCAAUCCGAUGUAACCAGAAAUAAAUUUUCCUUUGAAAAAAAUAGUCGAUUUUCUAGAAGCCCACUUGCUGCGGAUCAUGCUGGAAACUCUCCAAACAUGCCUGGAUCGACUAAUCUGUGCGUUGUUAAUGCGCCGAGCGGAGAAAUGACUGAGAUUGUCGCUGAGUCGGGCGACGGAUCCGUUCAGAAUCCAAUCACCCUUGAAACUGCUGAUCCAUCCAAACUGUAAAAUCGAAAGACGUUCUGCUGGAUAAACUUCUCGAUUCAGGCUGACUCCUAUGUCACUGCAGGUACACGAAGAAAUGCUGCGAGAACAGCAGCGUGAUAUUGAAGAGCUGAUCCGGAAGCUGACACAAAAUCAAACAACUUUGAAAAAGCAGCAGCAGCUCAUUCUCACUGCCAAGAAGACUCAGGUACAGAGGACCUAUGAUUUUUUUAAAAUUAAAUAUAAUGUUUUUUAAUAUGAUAAUUAAUUCGCUCAAAUUUCAGCAGCGUCUUCGAGAGCAGAAGCGGGAACACGUUCCAGCAGCUCCCACAAACGCUGAAAUCGGUGUAGUCAACAAACAACACAUCCAACAGUUUUUGCAACAUCGCCUCCAUCAGCAGCAGUGUCAGGUAUCAGAACUGAACUUUUUUUUUCAAAGUAUGCCAAAAACGAUAUCAUCCAGACUUUGAUCUCUGAGCACAACCGACUUGCCAAGAACGAAAUUCGUCUGCAGGAAGAACUUCAUGUUGAACAAGCGGUUAAUGACAUUGUUCGUUUGAUAAAACAGGUGAGUUAAUGAGAGUGAUGAGAUGGACAGGAAAACAUGUUUCGAAUUUGAGGACGCACGCACAGCUCUAUUGAUUGUGCAACUCUUGCGCCGCUACCAGCUGGAACGAGAUCAGAAAAUAGAGCAGGCCGCGCCAAAUUCGAACACUGCCAAUGUGACUAGCCUUUUUGAAUCUUUCGUCUGCCCUCUUUCAAAACAUUCUUUCAGCUUUUAUCUAUUAUUAGUUUUUUUUUUACAGGCUACCGACUUUAAAACUCCAGCAAUCAUGGAAUAUCAACAGAGCAAAAAACGCAAUUCGAUUGGUCAACCAGUGCCCGUUCAAUUGAAAAACAACUAUGCGCUUUCUGAGGUUGUUUCGGUUUUUUCUAAACCAAAUUUAUCUGAAGAUUUUUUCAGUCGACAAACUACGUGGCACCAAUUCAAACUAUUUCGAUUAUCCAAGAGCUUCCUCAAAGGUUUCUAACCAGAUUAUUGAAAAUGACUUUUUUUUGGAAACUUUCAGCCCUUUGUCUCUCAAAAGCUCAACCAAGAAAGAAGUGAAAGAUGUUACCAUGGAGGAAAUUUUCAGAACCGUUAUCGAAGAAGCUACCCGAGCUUCUGAUGCGCCAACGGUUAGUUCACUUUGCACAAGCGAGAAAGUUUUGAUUGUUUCAGACUGAAAAAGUCGAUGACCUCUCAGCCGAACAGAAUAUCUUUGUUCAAAGCGCAGAGCACAGUAUUGAAGUUCAGGUGAAAGACUUACUCUUUCGGUCUUUGAAAUGAUUAAUUUCAGAACAAUGAACCGUACUCAAACAUUGAUGACGUCGUGGCAUUUGUGCAUGGAGAAUUGGGGAUUCAGAACAACGGCAAUGGAAAUGAGUUCUCUGAAGAAAAUAUGGAGCAUGGUAUCAUUUGAAAAUUUUAUGAAAAAAAGGGCGCUUUCAUAAAAAAUGCAUAACGAAACAUUAUCUGGCACUUCUGAAAAAAAGGGGUUCUCAAAAAAAUAAAACUAAAUGGAAAUAAAUAUUAAAUUCCAAUUUAAUUCAUACAGUUUUUGUAAGACGAUUCGUUUGGAAGAAAGUUUCUGAAAUUUAAACGCAAAAAAUUGCAACAUGCGAAGUUUUAACGAUAUUUGAAUCGAUUAGGAAAUAUUUGUUGAGUGAAAGGAAAUUUGUCAUCUGUACGCAGAAAUAUUUGAACUUUAAGCAACGAAUGACAUCAUUCGAUUCAAAUUUGAAUAUUUCAGACGGGUUGUACGAGUCCGAAUCUGGCUUGACUGGCAUUAGCGUAAAUCUUGCCGACAUAAUUGAUUGGUACAGUGAGGACUGGGUUGACAAGGCCUUCGAAGAAAUCGGUGAAAAAGAAGAGAAUAACGCGAUCACCAAUGCUUCUCAACCGGAAAGUCGAAACUCCAUUCAUGGUUCCAGUGUGCAGGACAGUAAGCCAGAGACUGAGGUUUUUCUUUCUAGAAACAAAAACCAAAGCGAAGAUUUCAGAACAAGAAGUGGGUCAGCCCGGAUCUGCGCAAUUCUUCCAUCAAAAACCACCGCAAUUUUUAA